Exophiala dermatitidis NIH/UT8656 is the source of this 1338-nucleotide messenger RNA. Its product is annotated as 1,3-beta-glucanosyltransferase gel1. Lineage: Eukaryota; Fungi; Ascomycota; Eurotiomycetes; Chaetothyriales; Herpotrichiellaceae. Gene Ontology annotation, molecular function: 1,3-beta-glucanosyltransferase activity. The record is from RefSeq and is a predicted model, not a curated record. Gene Ontology annotation, cellular component: cytoplasm; fungal-type cell wall. Gene Ontology annotation, biological process: fungal-type cell wall (1->3)-beta-D-glucan biosynthetic process. The transcript is spliced from 2 exons. The coding region runs from base 1 to 1338 and encodes 445 amino acids.
AUGCGUACUUCCACACUUGCUGCCCUUGCCUUGGGCGCCGCGGCUGCUUCAGCCGCCUCGGUCAAGCGUGCCUCUGGUUUGACCGCAGUUACUGUCAAAGGAAACGCCUUCUUUGUCGGAAAUGACCGAUUCUAUAUCCGCGGUGUCGACUACCAACCUGGCGGUUCUUCAGAGGUUGCCGACCCAAUCGCCGACGAAGCUGGCUGCAAGCGAGAUAUUGUCGAAUUCAAAAAGUUGGGCAUCAAUACCGUUCGUGUGUACCACGUGGACAACACCGCGGAUCACGAUGCUUGCAUGAGUGCUCUGGCAGAUGCAGGUAUCUACCUCGUCCUGGACGUCAACCUUCCCAAGUACUCGUUGAACCGAGCCGACCCGAACCCGUCUUACAACGAUGUCUACCUUCAGAACGUCUUUGCCACGAUUGAUGCAUUUGCAAACUACACCAACACCCUGGCGUUCUUUUCCGGCAACGAAGUGAUCAACGACCCGGAAACUUCGGCUGCUGCUCCUUAUGUCAAGGCUGUCACUCGAGACAUGCGCCAAUACAUCCGUAAACGCGGUUACAGAGAGAUCCCAGUGGGCUACUCCGCUGCCGACGUCAGUGAGAACCGUUUGGAAAUGGCCCAUUACAUGAACUGCGGAUCUGAUGACGAACGAUCCGACUUCUUUGCCUUCAACGACUACUCGUGGUGCGAUCCCUCCUCUUUCGUCCAGUCUGGUUGGAAUGAGAAGGUCAAGAACUUUACUGGUUAUGGUCUUCCCAUCUUCCUGUCCGAGUACGGCUGCAACCACGCCACCCGCGAUUUCGAGGAGGUCGGCUCUUUGUACAGCACAGACAUGAGCUCUGUCUACUCCGGUGGCUUGGUCUACGAGUACGUUGAGGAAGACAGCAAGUACGGUCUUGUGGAGAUCAGCGGUGAUUCAGUUACUGAGUUGGACGACUUUGCAACUCUGCAGAAGAUGUUUUCCAAGACCUCCAACCCUCAAGGUGAUGGUGGCUACAACGCGACCGCUGGUUCAUCUGCUUGCCCGGCUUACUCGAGCCCGAACUGGCUGGUCAAGGAUGACUCCCUUCCUGCCAUCCCUGACGGUGCUAAGAAAUACAUGACUCAAGGUGCGGGCAAAGGUGCCGGUCUUGAUGGCUCUGGUUCUCAGAAUGCCGGCGGUGCCUCUACCGGGACUGCCACUGCAGGCAGUGGGUCCGCCAGCGAGACGGGCAAGUCGAGCUCUACCAAAAACGCUGCGGUCGGUGUUCAGGUGCCAGAAUGGUCCUUUGCUCCUUUGGUGUGCGGUGCUGUGGUUAUCAUGUCAACAUUGUUUGGUGCCACUCUGUUGUAA